This is a messenger RNA of Arachis stenosperma, 1533 nucleotides long. Its product is annotated as glucan endo-1,3-beta-glucosidase 3-like. Bases 270 to 692 code for a protein of 140 amino acids. The record is from RefSeq and is a predicted model, not a curated record. The transcript has 3 exons. NCBI's taxonomy places the organism in Eukaryota, Viridiplantae, Streptophyta, Magnoliopsida, Fabales, Fabaceae.
AUUGGCUGGGUAAUUGGAUUGAUUAGAGAGGAAGCAAGGCCCAAUUAUCUGAUGGGCCGAGUCCAACAAGAAUAGUUUCAGCCAUUCUGUGGAGUUGCCGAUGCCAAUUCCCAAUUGUGCAGAAGGCUAGAGUUAGGGUUACUGAAGUUGAAAGCUACAGGGUUAUUGAAGUUGAAAGAGAUGGAGCUGAGAAAUGUGGUGAAGGAUAAGAAAUUCUGGUUGGCGUCGUUGAUAAUAGUGUGGGCAACUGGGCUCCAGGGACACAUGAUAUGGCUGCAGCGCCAAGAAUCCUUCAAACACAAAUUCGGCGACCUCAACUCUCAAGACCAUUCCGAUCCACCAACCUCAUAACUCGAUUACUCCAUGCACUCUUAGCAAAUGAUAUCAGCAACCAAACUUUCUGCAUUGGAAACGGAGUUGCUGAUCCGAAGAUGUUGCAUGCUGCACUAGAUUGGGCGUGUGGAUUGGGCAAAGUGGAAUGCUCUGCUAUACGACAGGGACAACCAUUCGAUGAACCAGACAAUGUGAUAGCACAUUCAACUUACACUUUUGAUAGUUACUAUCAUAAGAAGGGAAAGACUCUUGAUUCCUGUGACCUCAAUGGAGUGGUUACUAUCUCCACCACCGAUCCAAGGGUGCAAAAUACAAGCUACCGUUCGGAAGUGAACAAGUUGGAAGUGAUCUUCUGGUAAUUUCUUUUGUUUGAUGGAUAUCUUAGGUGCAUUUUGCCUAGAAUGGUUAAUGUAGCUUAGAUAUUAAAAAAGAACAUUUUUUUUAAUCCAUCACAUCUCAUGCUCCUAAAGUAGGAUUUUUUUUUAUUAAAAUUAGUAGACUAUGAUUGCUAUUAGGCAAAAGAGGUCUACUUGCUAAAAUGUCCUAUUCAAUUAGGGUAGUCUAUUUCUCUUUCAUAUAAAACCAAAGUUUGGUGUUCUUUUAUUGGAUUUGGACAUUCCAUUUAGUUAUUGUUCUUUUUGUUAUCAUUCUUUACCAAACAAUACUAUGAGUGAAUCAUGUAUAGAUGCUAGAAAGAGAAGAAAAUUGGCAAUAAAGAGGAAAAAAGAUGAGACAUUUGGAAUAAGGAAUCCUUAGUUGAUUCUUUUGUAAAUCUUUGGGUUGACACGGGACUGAGUGAGCCAUAACCUUAUAAUUUCUAUUGUUGUAUCUUAUAUUCCUUUUUCUACCUUCACCAUUCUACAUGUUCUAUAGUAUUUUUUUUUGGACCUGAUGUUCUAUAGUAUUUGAGUUUGCUAUUUUUAGUAAAAUGAUUGUUUUGGGUCAACAUGAAUAUUCGUGGAUCCACCAAGUUACACCUGAAUCAUUCGUUAUUGAAAACUUGAACCUGUAGCUGCUACUGUUUUGGUGAAUAAAUAACAAAGAUUUAAUAGUUCUUGAUCAUCAUAUGUAUUGAUAGUUUGAUAUUAGUGUGGUAAUCAAAGCAAAAUGUUAUUUGUUAUACCAAGGAAGGUUAUAGAUUGGUUCAGUGGGUAAGUAGAGCAUACAGUUGGAUAGAAGAGAGAAACUCAUGAUGGUUAA